AUGACUCGUUCACUAAAUCUGGGCCAGCGGGAUUUUUUGCAGCAUAUAACAUACUUCUUCAAUACAGCUUCGGCUUCGACCCCUCCUAUACACGCAUUUAUAAGUGGAGGAACAGGAGUAGGGAAUAGCGUAUACCAGAGUGUGUCUCAUGUCUUCAACAGAGAAGCAGGUUCUAAUCCAGAUGAUAUUCGAAUACUUCUUUGCGCACCAACUGGAAAAGCAGCUUUCGGUAUUGGAGGUCAAAUAAUACACAGUGCAUUUGCUUUACCUGUUUCUCAAGCGGGUUAUUCAAUGCCAAACUUGUCAGCAAGUGUAAGUAAUACACUAGCCUGUAAGUUGGCUAAAUUAAAACUCAUUAUUAUAGAUGAAAUUUCUAUGGUUGGGGCUCGGACAUUUCACCAGAUAAAUCUAAGAUUGCAGCAGAUAUUCUGUACACACGAAUACUUCGGUGGGGUGUCAGUAAUUGUUGUUGGGGAUUUUAGGCAAUUACCGCCAGUUGGGGACAAUUGGAUUUUCCAACCUAAUCAUUCAAGGAAUCCUUUAGCUAGUUUAGCAGGUUCACCAUUAUGGGAACUUUUCAAAUUUUUCGAAUUGAAAACUAUUAUGCGUCAAAGAAGUGAUGCACCUUUUGCGAUUGCCUUGAAUAACAUAGCCUCUGGGACAAUGACAGAUAAUGAUCUGCUUUUAAUGAAGGCAAGGUGUUUCAAACAGGAAGACAUUCCCCCCGGUGCCGUUCAUUUGUUUCACAGCAAUAAGCAUACUUGUGCAUAUAACGAACUGGUUCUUGGGAAAAUGAAACCAGAAGGUGCAAUCGUUAUUGCUCUAGAUGAGGUGUUUGGUGAGCCGAACAUUUCGGCUAAACACAAAGCUCUUCAGAAUGUUGCGUUACUCCCAACAUCUCAAACAUAUGGUCUACCACAUAAGUUGUUACUAAAAGUAGAUGCGCGUUAUAUGCCACCGUCAUUACAUUGA
Molecule: messenger RNA, 972 nt
Organism: Hermetia illucens (black soldier fly)
Lineage: Eukaryota; Metazoa; Arthropoda; Insecta; Diptera; Stratiomyidae
Product: ATP-dependent DNA helicase pif1-like
Exons: 1
Coding region: 1-972 (323 amino acids)
Biological process (GO): DNA repair; telomere maintenance
Molecular function (GO): DNA helicase activity
Source: RefSeq, a predicted model, not a curated record